AUGGCUGAAGUGGAGCGGAGUGAAUCUAAUGGCAGUCUUGACUCAGCCCGCUCAUCAGCCGAUGAAGAACCUCAGCAGGUGGAGGUUGAGGUGGGUAAGUUCGCUGAGAUUCUUGAAGGCCAAAAGUGGGUGAGGUCCUUGCUCUACAAGUCGGAACCAGGCAAAGAUCACUUCACGGCUUGGGGUGAGGCAAAGAUGGUGGGAGUGAUUUCCAUCAAAGCUAUGGCUUUGAAUCAUCAAGCACUUGAGCUCGCUGCGCUUUGGUGGUGCCCGCUCUUUGAUUUCCCACAAUGCAUCCCAGUGCAAGUCAUGAGACAAGAGGAGCCCCGACUGGAAAGGUUCUUCUCCAUCCUGGCGGAGCAUUGGGGGAUUCCAGAGCAAGCCUCGGAGGCAGUGGCUUUGGAUCCCGAUGUGCCGGCGGGUCAAGUGGUGGAGAGGGUUGAAGAGAGUAAAGCCGUGGAACCAGUGGUCAAGAAUCAAGCUGGGGAACCAGUGAAGGGCCAAGUGCUGGAGACAGUGGAGAGUUCACUGGAGAGGGAUGAAGUUGGGGAAGGGCAUGUCACCCCAGGAAAACAGACUUUGGUGGAUGGCUAUGAGGGUGGUGACUCUGCUGCUCCUACUGCUGCUCCUCAAAUUGAGAUCGUUGACUCUCCGGAAUUGGUGGUCAAAGGGAGUGCUGUUGAAUCCCCUGAUUCCCAGCUUGAAGAAUGGAAGAAAAAAAUCUUGUACGGCUCGACUCCUCCGGCUGAGAACUUCCGGUCUUCUUCCGACCCGAUUGAAGAGGCAGUCCGCAAGCGAGUUGAAGCACUGAGGAUUGAACUUGAGCGCCGGGCCAGCAAUCCUCCAGAUCUUCAGCCUCAAGCUGGGAUCAAGAGCAGUGCACUUGGUGGUGGCAACCCUGAUGAAGUGGAGACGCUCCCAUUCUCACCUGGCCCAAUACAGUGGACUACACCAGCUACUUCGCCAGCCGCUCCACCAAGCACCACUCCCGAGCCAGUGGCAAAAACUGCCCUUGAGCAAGCACGGGGUCAUGAGAAGCCUGAGAAGCCAAUCGAGCAUGAGCCACCUUCAGUUGGUGUGGCAACUUCUAAGCCCAAAGAACCUGAAGAAAGUGUGGUUGCCUUGGCAACUUCUGAGCCCAAAGAACUCGAAGGAAGUGUGGUUGCCUUGGCAGCUUCUGAGCCCAAAGAACCCCAAGAAAGUGUGGUUGCCUUGGCAGCUUCUGAGCCCAAAGAACCCGAAGAAAGUGUGGUUGCCUUGGCAGCUUCUGAGCCCAAAGGACCCCAAGAAAGUGUGGUUGCCUUGGCAGCUUCUGAGCCCAAAGAACCGCAAGAAAGUCUGGUUGCCUUGGCAGCUUCUGAGCCCAAAGAACCCGAAGAAAGCCGUGGGACUAGUGAAACCAAGCCAGAACUAGUCAAAGGAGAAGGUGUACUUCCUGAGACCGGUGACUCUCACCUGCCAGGGUCAGCCACUAAAAGCAUGCCUGGGGAUGGGAAGACUGCUGGGGAGCAGUUUCCCUCAUCUCCCAUUGGGGCUGAAGCUUUCAGGGCAGAUCAGCAAAAGCUGGUGGGCAACAUGAAAGGGGAGGAUGAGAGCAAGGCAGAAGAAGAGGACGAAAAGGAGAACCCCCCAAAGAAGAGCCGGGGGAGAAAGAUCAAAGAGCAAGAAGCUGGUGCAAGCAAGGAUGAGAAGACUGAAAAACGAGCGAGAAAAAAGAGUGACAAGCAGGGGGACAACAAGGCGGGUGAUGGCCCUGACGGGGACACUCCAGAAGCAAAGGCCAAGGUAGCAAAAAGAACAAGAAAGCCUGCUGAGACAGAAGCUGACCCAGAGAAAGAGAAGCCCAAUGAGACAGAGAAGGGUUCCAAGCGAAAGGAAUCAACAACGGAGGAGCCCAACAGUGGGAAGCGUGCCCGCACUGGUGAGAGGAUUACCUUUGCUGGCCGCAGGCCACCGCAGGAGCUCUACGCCAAGAACAGGUUUGAUGCUAUGCGAGAAGUCUUCCAGAAGGAAGUUGCCCCGAAGCUGAAGGGCAAGGCCACCACCUACACAGAGGCUUGGUGUUACCAAAGUUUGGCCAAAUCUAAAACAUUCUAA
Messenger RNA from Durusdinium trenchii, 2097 nucleotides. The record is from the annotation of a GenBank genome assembly. NCBI's taxonomy places the organism in Eukaryota, Dinophyceae, Suessiales, Symbiodiniaceae.